Molecule: messenger RNA, 3293 nt
Organism: Anneissia japonica
Lineage: Eukaryota; Metazoa; Echinodermata; Crinoidea; Comatulida; Comatulidae
Product: translation factor Guf1, mitochondrial-like
Exons: 13
Coding region: 135-2237 (700 amino acids)
Biological process (GO): positive regulation of translation
Cellular component (GO): mitochondrion
Molecular function (GO): GTPase activity; mitochondrial ribosome binding; GTP binding
Source: RefSeq, a predicted model, not a curated record
UUCGAUAAUUUUGCAUGCGGGCCAUCACCGCGGCGCAUCAACGAGAGAGGGGAGAGAACAACAACGCUGAAAUUAUAUAUAAAAUGUAUCUUUUAUACUUCAAAGGAUGGUAAAAUAGACAGACUGUGUGUAGAAUGGCAACAUACCUAUAUUUUGCAAAAAGUCUCAAGCUUGAGUUGCUACCAAGGACUGUUUUCGGAAGUACGAAAUAUGCCAAAAAAUUGUCGCCUACGAAAUACGCUCAUUUCCCGUCGUCUCAAUUAAAGUACUGCUGUCAGUCAGCGAAUCGUUGGCCUAGGAAUCAUGGCGUGCAGAGUUUACGCCGUACCAUAUCUUACCAAUUUGCAAAGCCUUAUUUUACUUGUAGCACAUUGCAGUCACAAAGUACUAGGAAUGAUGGUGAGAUUGAUAUGGGAGCAUUUCCUGUUGAAAAUAUUCGAAAUUUUAGUAUCAUCGCCCACGUGGACCACGGCAAGAGCACGUUGGCGGAUAGACUAUUAGAAGUCGCAGGUGUGAUUUCUAAGAAAGGUGACAAUCAACAAGUUCUUGAUACACUACAAGUUGAACGGGAACGAGGUAUUACAGUCAAGGCGCAGACAGCAUCUUUAUUUUACACAUACAAAGGAACAAAAUACCUGCUCAACCUCAUAGACACACCAGGUCAUGUUGAUUUCAGUUAUGAAGUUUCAAGGUCCCUCGCUGCGUGCCAAGGUGUGCUGUUAUUGGUUGAUGCAAACCAAGGUGUCCAGGCCCAAACAGUUGCCAACUUCUAUUUAGCAUUUGAGUCUGAAUUAGCAAUCAUUCCUGUUAUGAAUAAAAUAGAUUUAAAAAAUGCAGACCCCGAUUCUGUAGCCACCCAACUUGAGAACCUGUUCGACCUUCAAAAUGAAGACUGUCUCAGAAUAUCCGCCAAAAAUGGGAUUGGGAUUCACGAUGUCUUGGAAGCAGUUAUCCUUAAGGUACCACCGCCAACAAGUUGUCCAGAAAAACCGCUUAAAGCCUUGUUAUUUGACUCUACGUAUGAUCAGUAUAGGGGAGCAAUAGUAAACAUGGCAGUGAUUGAUGGUCACAUCAGCAAGGGUGAUAAAAUUACGUCUGUAUACUCGGGAAAGUCGUAUGAUGUCAGUGAGGUCGGAAUCAUGCAUCCUGAUAGGAUACCAACUCAAAAGCUACAUUCUGGUCAAGUAGGCUACUUUAUAGCUGGAAUGUACAACAUAAAGGAAGCCCACAUUGGUGACACUUUCCACCACCAAGGAAAACCUACAGAGCCUAUGCCUGGCUUCAAAGCAGCUAAGCCUAUGGUAUUUGCAGGAAUGUAUCCAAUUGACCAAUCAGAGUAUCUGUCUCUUAGAAGUGCAAUAGAUCGUUUGACAUUGAAUGAUAGCAGCGUCUCUGUUAGCUCAGACAGUAGUCCUGCGUUAGGACAAGGAUGGCGUCUAGGAUUUUUGGGCCUACUCCACAUGGAUGUCUUCAACCAGCGUCUGGAGCAGGAACACAAUGCUAACGUUAUCAUCACAUCCCCCAGUGUUACCUACAAAGCUAUCCUCAAGGACACAAAACCAAACAGACUGGAAUUUGGUGAUACAGAUGAAAUCAUGAUUACAAAUCCUUCUUCGUUUCCAGAUAUUACAAGAGUAGAGAGGUACUUGGAACCAAUGAUUAUGGCAACAAUCAUCACGCCAGAUGACUACAUUGGAAAGGUCAUUAACCUCUGCAUUGAGAAACGUGGUGAACAUGUAGAGCAGACAUAUAUUGACCAAAAGAGGGUGCUGAUGAAAUAUCGUAUGCCACUAAACGAGGUUGUCAUCGACUUUUUUGACAAAUUGAAAUCUCUAUCGUCAGGAUAUGGAAGUUUUGACUACGAGGAUUAUGGAUAUGAGCCGGCUGAUCUUGUAAAACUGAAUCUCAUGCUUAAUGGAAAAAUCAUUGACGAGCUGAGCACGGUAGUACACCGCGACAAGGCCCGCGAAGUCGGCAAACAUAUAUGUAGUAGAUUACUUGAUACGAUUCCACGUCAACUAUAUGAAGUAGCUAUACAGGCCGCUGUCGGCGGAAAGAUUGUAGCUAGAGAAACGGUGAAGGCGUUCAGGAAAAACGUCCUUGCAAAAUGUUAUGGAGGUGAUAUUUCCAGAAAGAUGAAAUUAUUGAAAAGACAAGCUGAGGGCAAGAAAAGAAUGAGAAAAUUAGGCAACGUAGAUGUCCCAAAGGAAGCAUUUAUAUCAGUGUUAAAAAAAUGAUAUAUGAUGUCAUUGGUGUUGUGUUUAAUCUAUUGCACUAUUGACCAAGUCUUAAGGGUCUAGAUUGUGUGAGGGUGCCUAUGAGAAUUGCAUCAAAGAGUAUAGAUAGAACAAGAGAGCGUAGUCCCGUUUGUAAAUACAUUACUCCAUUAGUUGGCAAAUGGAGUGGGCCUACUAUGUACGAGUUUACAGGAAGUGUUCCCACUUCAAUAGUAAUGCGAGAAGGUAAAAGAAGUAUUAGCCUUCCGCACUCUCUGAAAAGUGCUGUAUCAUGUGGAAAACAAACAGUGCUGGGUGCAGUACUGGGUGAUAGAACUAUACAGAUGACAGCGGGCAAAGCUUUGUGGAGGGUGUAUCGCAGCAAGCGUACUAGGCUUUCGUUUUUCCUAUACUCUUUGGUCACAUUAGGAGAAAUGGUCUAUCAGGCCACGAAGUUACCAAACAUGGGAAGUAUCAAUCUACGAUACAAUGUGCAGGCAAGCCCUGGUUUCCAUGAAAUCGCUACAGCCUAUCGCCAACAGCUGUCGCGACUCUUGGUAGCUACAGUAUAUGAAAAAACGCCUGAUGUUGGUGAUCACGGACUACUUGGCGCAGACCUAACUUUAGCGUUGUUAAUGCGCACGUUUAUACAGCGGUUCACAUUCACUUUAAUGUCAUUUGUUAUUGCAGCAUUAUGGUUAAUGUUUAUUCAUAGAACAAUCAGGCCCUAUGCAUAAGUUUUAUGAUUGUCGUACAAACAAUGUAAAUGUUUAAUUGAUAUUCAAUUACUUUGUAUCAAAAUUUGAUAUCGUCGUCCCAAGGAAAGUGUGAUGAUCAUCAAGGAGAAAGUGGUUAUGAUUCGGUGUCGACAAGUUGAAAAGGUUAACCAAACCGGAGAGCCUUCCCUAUUCUGUUGGAGAUUGCUGUGGUGGCAGUGUAGCAAUUUUAUGUAAUCCAGGCCGUUGCAAUGCUGCACUAUUAAACAUACUGUACUUCUUUUUGUCUUAAUAAAUUAAAUACAUGAUAUAUUUUAAAUUAUGAGUUGGAAUAGAAAAGAAUAAAUUCCUGAAAUGCUUA